CUCUGAGCGCAGUGUAUCUUCCCCCAAAGAAUUGCCGCACCUACUGCACACGUCGCUGCGUUCCGCCCUCUUUCUAGACUAGACAAGUCUGGUUCGACUGCCCAGGCCACUCCCCCAGCGAGCGUGCUCGUCUCGCUCGCGCUUCCUUCGUUCCCCUGCCUUGGUGCUCGUAUAGUAACACGAAUUUGUAAUUUUAGUCAAGCCAGUCAAACUUCGCCGCGCCAGCAUGGCGCGUCCCGACGCCCUUCAGUCUAGAUCCCCCGGGGGCGGCUUCCGCGGUGGCUCCCGCGGAAGGGGCGGCUUCCGCGGGGGUUCCCGCGGGAGGGGCAGGUCAAGCUCGCCUGGUCGGGGCGGGAGUUUUGGCGGCGGCCGCGGCGGCGGUCGCGGGGAGAUUGGUGGCGGUAGGGGAGGGGGGAGAGGAGUCAGCAGGGGAGGCGGGAGAGGGUUCGGGGGAAGAGGCGGCGGGGGCAGGGGGUUUGGCGGAAGGGGAGGGGGAAGAGGGUUUGGGGGAAGAGGCGGGGGCAAGGGUUUUGGCGGAAGGGGAGGGGGAAGAGGGUUCGGAGGAAGAGGCGGGGGCAGGGGUUUUGGCGGAAGGGGACGGGGAAGGGGCGGCGGAAGAGGCGGCGGAUUUGACGGCGGGAAAGGCGGCGAAUUGGAUAGCGACGAGGAGGAGGUGGAUGCGGGGUACGAGGUGGCGGAGGAGCUGCCGGAGGAAGCUUCCGCGAAGAACCGGCGGUACGAUGACGUGGACGUGUACGAGUACGAGCUCCCGGCGGACUUUGAGGACGAGGAGAUCGAUGAAGACGGGGCUUUUACCGAAGAGGAGAAGAAAAUGGGCAUGGGGCGAGGGGCGGAGGAGGAGGGAGAGGAGGAGGAAGAGGAGGAGGAGGAGGAGGAGGAGGAGGGAGGGGGUAUGCUUGAUAGUGACGAAGAGGAGGGGGAGGAAGACGAGGAGGAGGAGGAGGAUGAGGAUGAGGGGGAGGAGGGAGAGGGGGAGGAGGGUAAAGGAUGGGAAAAGGGGAGAAAGAAGCUUGGGAAAACGAAGGGUUUCGGAGAGGGGGAGGAUGGGGAAGGGGAGAGCGAGGAGGAGGGCGAGGGAGUGGAGGGAGAAGAGGAGGACGAGGGAGAGGAGGAGAGUGAGGAGGACGAGGAGGACGAGGAUGAGGAGAAGCAUCAGCAGCUGUUGGCCGAUGUGGUGGCGAGACAGCAAGGCAGGGAAGCUAGGAAGCCCCGUGGCGGCAUUGCCCUCAAGGCGUCAGCAGUGGUGUCUGAGAAUCUACCCGAGUCCGAGUUCAAUCUCACAGCAGCCAAGGGAGCAGCCCUGGCAGCCGCAGCCGAUGCAGCAGCAGCAGGUUCGGCAGCAGGAGGGGCGGCAGCUUUCCCUGCCACUGCACCAGGCUCGGCAGCAGGCUCGGGAGGAUUGUCCGUGGAGGAUUUGCUCCGGCCGUUGGGGCAGGGCGGGGCUGGUCUGUCAGGCUCGGCAGUGGCAGGCUCGGCAGCCGCAGGCUCGGCAGCAACAGGUCUGGGAGUUGCAGGUUCGGCACUGGCUGGGCUGAAGAAGCAGAUGAGGAGGAUAGAGGAGAGCGGGGCGCCUGACACGGGCCCGCUGCCAACGAUCGUGCGAGAGCGGCUGGAGAGGAAGGCUGCCUACGAGGCUUCUUCUAAAGAGGCGGCCAAGUGGCUGCCCUUGGUGCAGCAGAACCGUCAAGCCCCCUCCCUGAAUCUUAUCGAUGAGCUGCCGGCCCUGCCAGUGCUAAAGUCCACAGACGUGCUGAUCAACAAGUUCAAGCCUCAGACGGACAUGGAGAAAGAGAUCGCUGCUGCGCUGGCUGCUGCUGGGGUGGGGGACGACAGGAAGAUCGCGAAUGGGGAAGCUCUGGCUCUAAACAAGAUGUCAGUUGAAGAGGCACGGGACAGGAUGAACCGGCUGGCCAAGAUGCGAUCGCUGCUGCUGCAACACGAAGCCAAGGCAAAGCGAGUGAAGAAGAUCAAAUCCAAGACCUUCCACAAAAUGGAGCGGAAAGCCGAGGAGAGGAAGAGGAAGAAGGCGCUUGCAGGGGGGGGAGGAGAGGUGGGGGUGGGGGGAGGAGGAGAGGAGGAGGAAUGGGAGGAUAAGGAGGCGGCGAGAGAGGCGGCGAUCAAGCAGGAGUUUUUGAGGGCUAAGGAACGGAUGACCCUUCGACAUAAGAACACCUCUAAGUGGGCCAAGAGGAUUAUAGAGAGGGGAAUGGCUGCUAAGGCUGCCGUGGGGGGCCAGGGGACGAGGGAGGCUAUAGCCGAACAGCUAAGAACGCAUGCCUUGCUUACGAGGAAGAUUCAUUCUGCGACAAUUGGGAGGGGAGAGGGAGAGGAGGAGGAAGAGGAGGGGGAGGACGGGGAGGAAAGGGGGAGCGGAUGGGGGGAGGGGGAGGAGGGGGAUGGGGCAACGAAGACUGGUCUCUUUGCCUUGCCGUUUAUGGCGAAGGCUAUAGAGAGGAGGAAAUUAGAGGCUCAGAAGGAAGCUAUAGAGGCGAUUAAAGACCUAGAGCAGGGGUUGGAAGGGGAGGGGUAUGAGGAUGGAGAGGAUGGUGGGGGGCAGGGCGGAGGAGGGAAGAGUGGGGGGAAGGGCGAGGGGAGGGAGUUGAAGGAGGAGAGGGAGGCAGCAAGACAGAUGAAGGAAAUGCUUCAAGCUGGACGAGGGUUCGCCUUUACUGGGUUGCCGCUUGCUGACAGCACUGCAGCUGCCUCACUGGACGUCUCACUCCCAUUAUCCGUACCAGAUGUGAGGAGGGCAGCAGCAGCAGCAGCAGGGUGCAGUAACCUGCAGUCUAUGCUGCGGCACACAGGGGGGGGAGGGGAGAGGGGGAUGAGUGAGGAAGAGGGGGAGAGAGAGGGUGGGAUGGUGGAGGAGGAGGAAGAGGAGGAGGAAGGGAGAGAGGAGGACGGGGGAGAAGGGGGAGUGAAGGGGAAGAAGAGGGCAAAGAAGAGUGGAGGGGAAGGGGGUAAGACAGAUGAUGGCUAUGGUAUGGGUGUUGUGGGCGUUAUGCAGGAUGACAAUAGCGAGAGUGAGAAGGAGGAUGGGGAGGAGGAUAUAGACGAUGGAGUGGCUUAUAACGAGGGGAUGCGCGUGGAGGGUAAGGGGGAUGCUUAUAUGGGGGAUGCGGAAUGGGGCGAGGAGGCGGGAGAAAGAGUGGAACGGGGGAUAGAGGAGGAGGAGGGGGGGGAGGAGGGAGGGGAGAGACAGACAGGCAAGAAGAGAAAGGGGCUCGGAGAGAAUGGAGGGAGCGAGUACGAAAAGGAACAAGCCGAGCUCAUGCGAUUGGCCUUCGCAGGAGAUGACGUGGCAGCGGAAUUCGAGGCGGAGAAGGAGCGGGUAGUUGAGAAGGAAGUGGGGAGGGAGGAGGGGCCGGUGACCCUACCCGGGUGGGGGCAGUGGGAGGAGGUGCAGAGGAGGAAGGGGGCGCCUAAGUGGAUAGAGGAGGAGCGGGAAGCGGCUAAGAGGAGGCGGAUGGACGCUGUGAAGCAGAGGGCGGACUCAAAGCUGAAGCACGUGAUCGUGUCGGAGAAGGACAACAAGAAGAUCGAGAAGUUUUUUGUGCCCGAGCUGCCCAACAUGUAUCGAAACCGGGCAGAGUAUGCGCGCAGCAUCCGCACCCCCAUUGGCCGGGACUUCAACACCGAAGCAGCUUUCCGCUCCAUGACCCGGCCAGCGGUGAUGAAGCCAGUGGGAGUGGUCAUUAAGCCGGUCAGAUACGUAAAGAACGCGGGGCCCGCUGAGGAACCCACCAAAAAUGCUGCUGGUGCAAAGAAGGGGGCUAAGGGAGGGGGAAAGGGCAAGGUUGGAGGUAAAGCUGGCAACAAGCAGGGGAAAGGCGGAGGUGGCGGCGGCGGUGGUCGUGAUGGUGGUGGUGGUGGGAAGGCAAAGGGAGUUGGAAAUGGGAAUGGUGGGAAGGGUAAGGCGAAGGUUCAUAAGUCGUAGCAACAGCUAGUUGGACGCUGCUCGCUGGAGAUUCUGGAUAAACGGUUGAGAUAGGCCGAGCGUUCUGGAUCCUGGACAGGGUGUUCCUGGAUCCUUGCGAUGCGAAUGCUCACAGCUGCCCUGCAACCAUUAUGGACUCAGCGCCGUGUGCAGGGUUUCAGCAAGGAUUUUAGGCCGUCUGACAUUCAGCCGGGGUUUCAAACUUUCGUCUGACCAUCAUACGAUUUUUUUUGGCCGGUCUGGUGUUUCAGACGAAACUUUUGGCAUGGUCUUACAAUUCAGACAAAACGUUGCGGGGGUUUUGUCAAACAUAUAUUGUAUGUUUUUGUAGACUAUAUAGGGUUGCACCUUAGGGAGUACAACCCAUUAGGUUAUAUUCCCGUGUAU
Closterium sp. NIES-67 is the source of this 4345-nucleotide messenger RNA. The record is from the annotation of a GenBank genome assembly. Lineage: Eukaryota; Viridiplantae; Streptophyta; Zygnematophyceae; Desmidiales; Closteriaceae.